ACAAAACUUAAUUAUGAUUUUAAAAUUGAUACUAUGGAUCCGAUGCAGAGAUCAACACGAUUAAAUGUUAAUAAAACCGAUUAUAUAAUACCUCAUUGGGAGAAAAACUGGUCAAUUCCUCCAAAACGAAUGAGUCUACCAUCAACCGAGUAUAACGAAAAAUACAUAUAUUCACAUAUUAAUCAUGCACCUACAACUUUUGUUCAACAAAAAUUAGUUGCUCCUAAAGAAAUGAUUGCAAUGCAAACACUAAAAAUUAGUGAUAUGGGUAUAAUUAGAAAAUUGGACCCAUAUGUGAGUACUCAAAAAUUAGCACAUACAGAAAUAAAUCCAAUUACUGUUAAACAAUUAAAUUAUCAACAAUCGAAAAAAAAUAAAAUUAUUGUGUCAGAAUAUAAAUUUUAUUCACCAAUAUUCAAUCAAAAAAAUGGUAUUCGAUUAUUACCAAAAACCAUUAAUCAUGUUCCACACAAUUCUUUUAAAACAGAGAUGUCAGCUUCAUAUAAGACACCAAAUAAUAAACUAUCAACAUUUGAUUGUCCUGUUGAAAAUCCAGUAUCAAUUUCAAGGAAUCUAACUCUGCCUCAAAUUUUAUCAGUGCCUGGAAUGUAUGCAAGUGAAUACUCAAAAAUUGGGAAUACAUGAUUUAAUAAUAAAAAACAAGUUAUAAUGAGCUAAAGUAAUAAACUCAAUCUAAAUAUUGUUGUAAAAUUUGUUUUAGUAAAGACAUAUCAUAAUAAUCA
This is a messenger RNA of Sipha flava (yellow sugarcane aphid), 743 nucleotides long. RefSeq lists its product as uncharacterized. The transcript has 5 exons. The record is from RefSeq and is a predicted model, not a curated record. Bases 34 to 645 code for a protein of 203 amino acids. NCBI's taxonomy places the organism in Eukaryota, Metazoa, Arthropoda, Insecta, Hemiptera, Aphididae.